AUGGAUCUCUUUAUCUGCUUCUCUAUCCUUGCCAUUGUAGCCGUCUUUUUGUUGAUGUAUUUCUCCAUAAUUAGUAACAUAACGAACCCGAUCAAUGUAAAGCUUCCCCCUGGCAAAUUGGGAUGGCCGAUAAUUGGUGAAAUUCUUGAUUUCUUCAUGUCUAGCAGAAAUGGCCAUCCUGAGAGAUUCAUAUCUAAUAGGACGAACAAUUUCUCCUCAGAUAUCUUCAAGACCUCCCUGAUAGGAGAAAAAAUGGCAGUACUUUGUGGCCCUUCAGGAAAUAAGUUUGUUUUUUCAAAUGAAAACAAGCUCGUAAAAUCAUGGAUUCCUCACUCUGUACAAAAGAUUUUGCUCUCAGAAAUAAACUCUACUCUUGGAUCAGAGGAAAUGGCCAUGUGGAGGAACAUUUUUUUUGAAUCUUUGAAGCCAGAAGUUGUCAAGAAAUACAUUCAUGCCAUAGAUCAUAGUACGAAACAACAUUUGGAAGAUGAAUGGGCUUCAAACCAAACAUUAAAGGUUCACCCUUUGACCAAGAAGUUUACAUUUGCCUUAUCCUGCAAGCUGUUCUUGGGCAUUGAAGAUCCCACGGACAUGGCCAAAUUGGCAGAUCAGUUCGUUCUUGUUAACGCUGGACUUUUCUCGUUGCCAGUCGAUAUCCCCGGCACUCCUUUCAGUAAUGCUGUAAAGGCUGCUAAAGUCAUUCGUGGGGAGCUACGAAAAAUCGUCAGGCAAAAGAGACUCUAUUUAUCAGAAAAAGAAGAUUCAGAAACUAGUCGCAAUAUGUUGUCUCGCUCGCUCGCUGAAACUAACAAACGUGGCAAGUUUGCAAGUGAUAAUGACAUUGCAAGCUCUAUUUUAGGUUUUCUCGUUGCCAGCCAUGAAACAUCCAGUUCUUUGCUCACAAAUCUUGUGUACUAUCUAGCUGAUAAUCCUCAAGUAUACUCAAAAGUUUUAAGAGAACAAAAUGAGAUUGCUAAGUUAAAAGGGGCUGAAAAAUUGUUGAGCUGGGAAGAUACAAAUAGAAUGAAGUAUUCUCGGAACGUCAUGAAUGAAGUGCUGAGGAUAGCAUCACCUUCUCAAGGAUUUUUUAGGGAGGCAUUACAUGAUAUCACUUAUACAAACUUCACCAUUCCUAAGGGAUGGAAGAUAUAUUGGUCAGUGAAUUCAACUCAUAAAGAUCCCAAAUACUUUCCGAACCCAGAAAAAUUUGAUCCUACAAGAUUUGAAGGUGAUGGGCCUGUGCCAUUUACUUUUACCCCCUUUGGAGGAGGUCCAAGAAUGUGCCCUGGUAAUGAAUUUGCACGACAAGUUGUACUAGUUUUCAUGCACAAUUUGGUAAGAAAAUACAGUUGGGAGAAACUUAUUCCAAACGAAAAGAUUAGAUUUGAUCAGGGGCUUGCUGCUCCUGUAAAUGGUCUGCCAAUCAAGAUUAAACCACAUAGAGAUCAAGCAGUAGAAUGA
Fraxinus pennsylvanica is the source of this 1461-nucleotide messenger RNA. NCBI's taxonomy places the organism in Eukaryota, Viridiplantae, Streptophyta, Magnoliopsida, Lamiales, Oleaceae. The record is from the annotation of a GenBank genome assembly.